Dicentrarchus labrax (European seabass) is the source of this 3007-nucleotide messenger RNA. It is a transcript of the gene gper1, whose product is annotated as G protein-coupled estrogen receptor 1. The record is from RefSeq and is a predicted model, not a curated record. Lineage: Eukaryota; Metazoa; Chordata; Actinopteri; Moronidae. The coding region runs from base 496 to 1599 and encodes 367 amino acids. Gene Ontology annotation, molecular function: G protein-coupled receptor activity; nuclear estrogen receptor activity. Gene Ontology annotation, cellular component: membrane. Gene Ontology annotation, biological process: G protein-coupled receptor signaling pathway; cellular response to estradiol stimulus. The transcript has 2 exons.
GAAGCCCGGACAUGGGAUUUACAAAUCUGUGUCUCUCUGACUUCUGCACCGGACAAGCAUGGAGGAACAUCAAAUCCCAAAUUUUAAAAACUCAGGUGUCACAGUAAUAGCGUCCCUGGCCAAGGCUCGCUGAAUAAAGAUGCACAUGGAUUUGGAGAGACAAAGCAGCACUCAAAUCAGAUGACUCAAAAGAGGAGAGGUCCGCCUUCUAAUCUCAGAACCACAGUUUGGACAGUCUGGAUAAUGUGAGUCAUCAGGUUAGAAAAGCCAGCCAAAGACAAUUUUAAGACAUGGAGGUGCUUCUAUCCUGUGUCUGGAAUCUAUUGGUACUGAUGAACCUUGAUGUCAACAUGGGGUCAAACAAACCGUAACCAUUGUGUUCCCAUGCACCUGACUUCUGUCAGCAUGCAAACACAGCAUAGAUGAUUUACCUUUUAAAGAGACACAACUGGGAACUAACAGGGUCUAAUGAUGUAGCAGGUACAGGUGACUUACAUGUGGCCUAUGAUUCAAGACAGUCCAACCACAGUCAGUAUGGAAGUGCAGACAACCUCUCUGGUCUGGAUAUAUGUAAACAGUACAGAACAACUGAACACUUCAUAUGAGUACAACGCAACAUAUUUGACUGAAGAAUCAGACAAAUACCAAUCUUACAUUAUUGGUCUCUUCCUGUCCUGCCUGUACACCAUUCUCCUCUUUCCUAUUGGAUUUAUUGGUAACAUCUUAAUCCUGGUGGUGAACCUGAACCACAGAGAGAAGAUGACCAUCCCAGACCUUUACUUUGUUAACCUGGCUGUAGCUGACCUCAUCCUGGUGGCAGAUUCCCUCAUUGAGGUUUUCAAUUUGAAUGAGAAGUAUUAUGACUACGCUGUCCUCUGCACCUUCAUGUCCCUUUUUCUGCAGGUCAACAUGUACAGCAGCAUCUUCUUCCUCACAUGGAUGAGCUUCGACCGAUACAUUGCCUUGGCUAGCUCCAUGAGCAGCAGCCCACUGAGGACUAUGCAGCACGCCAAGCUCAGCUGUGGCCUCAUUUGGAUGGCCUCUAUCCUGGCCACCCUUCUCCCUUUCACCAUUGUGCAAACUCAGCACAGGGGUGAGGUGCACUUCUGCUUUGCCAAUGUCUUUGAGAUUCAGUGGCUGGAGGUAACCAUUGGCUUUUUGGUGCCCUUCUCCAUCAUUGGUCUAUGCUACUCUCUGAUUGGGCGAAUCCUCAUGAGGGCACAGAAGCACCGUGGAUUGUGGCCACGGCGGCAGAAGGCCUUGCGCAUGAUCGUGGUAGUGGUUCUGGUGUUCUUCAUUUGCUGGCUGCCAGAGAACGUCUUCAUCAGCAUCCAGCUGCUGCAGGGCACAGCUGACCCGUCACAGAGGACUGCUACCACCCUGUGGCAUGACUACCCACUCACAGGCCACAUUGUUAACCUGGCAGCUUUCUCCAACAGCUGCCUCAAUCCCAUUAUCUACAGCUUUCUAGGAGAAACCUUCAGGGACAAGCUGCGUCUCUUCAUUAAGCAGAAGGCCAGCUGGUCAGUAGUGAACCGCUUCUGCCACCAUGGCCUCGAUUUACACCUCCCUGUCAGGAGCGAAGUGUCAGAGGUGUGACUGCUAAGAAGAUAGACAAAUGUAAAAAAAAUAUGCUUUAAAAAAAAUCUUAAUAUCAAAGUGAUAUGUCACCCAGUGUGAAAUAUUACCUCAGCUUUCUUCAUCUGAUAUUUAGCUUUGCCACAUAGUUGUACCAGUGUCUCAGUUAACCUGCUCACUUUCUGAACAAAAACACAAAAGCACCAAGAAUGUACACUCAAACAAGGAUAGAAAUGACUCGAUGUGUGCAUCUAAAAAACAGUACUUAAGCUAUUUUCAUGUUAAUCUGCACAUUGGAUUGUUUUCUUUAAGUGUAUGGAGUGUGUUAUUUCUUCAAAAAGUUUGCUGGAUGGAAAGACAGGCAACAGUAAAUGUGAGUGAGAGGCUAAAUGUCCGCAUCUACCUUUGAAGUACAGCCAGUGGGAAAUAUAAUCGAUAAAUGAGUGUCAAAAGAGGCCAGCUUUUUAGUAAGACGGACAAUGAUGAAACAUUGUGUGAACAUUGUUCUGGGUAUGUGGGAUAACCUUUAGAAAUAGGAAAGGUGUGCAUCACAGCUAAAGCAGCAUACAUAGAGGAAAUACUGCAUCACAUCAAAUCUAAUCAGGCUAUCUGUUUCAGUCAUUUCAGUUUUCACCUGUAUAAUGUAAAAAGAAAACAUGUGUUUAUCUUGAAACUACCACAUAUCCAACGUCCACCUCAACACCACCAUGACAAGCCAUGACAAAAUGACUGCUAUCAUUUAUCAAUAGCUGUGACUGGCUUCUCACUGUCCACUUCUAAGAUAUUACUGUACCCCUUGCUUUGAGCGUUUCAGCUAACAAAUGGCCAUAUCUAAACAUUCAUUGGACAAUACAAACAAAUGUUGACAAAAUUUGUUUUAUUUUUUAGAAAUAAAGACAAUUUUCAUGAAUAUAAAGUGGAAGUUGUUGAUAAAUUCUAAUGACAAGAAAUGUGUUUCUUUGAUUUAAAAAAGAACAAACAUUUAAAAUAAAACCUAGCUAUUUAUAUGUCUUCAAGUAUAACAUGAAAUAAAUAACGGGUAAUGUAGCUACACCCUUUAUUUCUUACUUGUUAUACUGGAUGUUGUGUUCACUGUCACUCUGUCAGGUGAAUUAAAAACAUAUACCAUUUUUGUGGGAUUAAUCUCCAAGAUCUGCUGUCUGAGCUUAAAUAUAUAGUUUAAUGUAAGAAUCAAUGAGUGCUCUUUUCAAAGAUAGCUGAGUUAUCGCUCCACUUGUCAGUUCCUGUUAGUAUGGUGGUAUAGCAAAGAGGCAGAUGUUGUUUUGCCAGCAGGGAAUGAGACUAGGUAAACACAUUAUUUAAUGUUGGCAACAUGAAGCUGCUUCAAUCUUUUAUUCUUACAUGCCCUUAACAUAUAUUACUUUGAUAAACAGCAAUGGCCAACCCACCAUGUAAGUGAUGGGUCUGU